AUGAAGAUACCUGAAGGGUUCGGAAAACAAGACACAAAUAUGGUUUGCAAGUUAAAAAAAUCUCUUUAUGGGCUAAAGCAGGCAUCAAGGAAUUGGUAUCAAAAAUUUACUAACUCUUUGUCGGACAUAGGAUUCAAGCAAACCGGGGCCGAUCACUCAUUGUUUAUUUUUAGAGAUAAAGAAAUUUUCAUUACUGCUCUGAUUUAUGUGGAUGAUGUCGUUCUUGUGGGAAACAACCUGAAGAAGAUACAAGAUACCAAAGCCUUUUUAAACGAAAAGUUUAGCAUAAAGGACCUCAGCCCUUUGAAGUUCUUUCUUGGUAUUAAGGUUGCAAGGACAAAAGAAGGCAUGGUGUUGAGCCAAACGAAAUACACUCUUGACAUCCUUGAAGAAACAGGAAUGAUGGGUUGUCGACCGAGUUCAUUUCCUAUGGAACAAAAUUUGAAGCUUGGCAAAUGUGAGGAAGAGCCGAUAAUUGAUUCCAACCAAUAUCAAAGAUUGAUAGGAAAGCUUCUUUACUUGCAAGCCACACGUCCUGACAUAGCUUUUGUCGUAAAUGUCUUGAGCCAAUUUGUUAGUGACCCAAGACAGAACCACAUGGAAGCGGCAACUAAAGUUCUUCGAUAUCUCAAAACAACACCAGGACAGGGCAUCUUAAUUCCCAAAGAAGGGGGUACUUCCCUCACAGCCUACUGUGACGCCGAUUGGCUGGGUUGUCCCAUCACAAGAAGGUCUAGAACAGGUUAUCUACUCCUCCUGGGAGGAGCGCCCAUUUCAUGGAAAUCCAAGAAACAGUCUGUCGUUUCCCGAUCAUCGACAGAAGCAGAGUAUCGUGCCAUGGCCAACACUGUGAGCGAAAUAGUUUGGAUGAGAUGGUUGUUGGGUCUUCUCGGCGUGCCCCCCAUCGGCCCAACGCCUCUCUUUUGUGACAACCAAGCGGCCCGUCACAUAGCAAACAAUCCAGUGUUUCAUGAACGGACUAAACACGUGGAGAUGGAUUGUUAUUUUGUCAAGGAGCGCGUCGAGUCCAAAGAAAUACAACCCAUGAAGAUUGAUACAAAGACACAAUUGCUGACCUCCUCACUAAACCAUUAUGGGCGCAUCAAUUCUGGUUACUACUCGACAAGCUGGGCGUUCGAGACCUUCACACUCCAGCUUGAGGGGGAGUAUUGGCCGAGAUUUUAUCUUCCAUCACAUAUAUUUUGGGAUUCCCCAUAUUUUCUUUAUUUUCCCUUUAUUGCCUUUCCUUUUCGCUUUGACUUUUUCCUGUAUUUAAUCGCUGGCCUAUGGCCCCUUUUUUGUAUCUCUGCUAUUGUAGAACAGUGA
Messenger RNA from Helianthus annuus (common sunflower), 1326 nucleotides. RefSeq lists its product as uncharacterized. Lineage: Eukaryota; Viridiplantae; Streptophyta; Magnoliopsida; Asterales; Asteraceae. Bases 1 to 1326 code for a protein of 441 amino acids. The transcript has a single exon. The record is from RefSeq and is a predicted model, not a curated record.